AUGUCGCAACCAACACAAGCCUCCCCCUCUGCCUGGGAAAAAAGCAAGACGCUCUCGAAAAAAGGCUUCGACAAGGCCUGGGGCGCUCUCGACAAGCUGGGCACGCCGGUCAACCAUCUAAGCAACAAACUGGGGUCCGAGGCCUUCUGGCCGAUGACGCUCGACAAGGAGAGCGAGAAGGCUGCGCGGAUCCUGCGCGGGUUCUGCAAGGACGGCGUGUACACGGACGUGCCGACGGAAGAGAUCGCCGCCGCCGCCGCAGAGGAAGAGCAGAAGGGAAAAGAGGCGAAGAACGGCAAACCGCGCGGCAAGCAGCACGUCGUGCAGAAGAUCCCGACGGAAGCGAUCCGGCGGGCGCGCGGCAUCGCCAUCUUCACGGCGAUGCGGUCGGGGCUGUGGUUCAGCGGCGCCGGUGGUAGCGGCGUGUUACUUGCAAAAAAUGCGCAGACGGGCGAAUGGAGCAGUCCGUCAGGCAUCCUGCUACACACUGCCGGAUUGGGGUUCCUGGCGGGGAUCGACAUCUACGACUGCGUGGUGGUCAUCAACACGGACGAGGCUCUCGAAGCCUUCAGUAAGCUGCGGUGCACGCUGGGCGGGGAGCUCACCGUCGCCGUCGGGCCUGUCGGGGCGGGCGGCGUCGUCGACUCGGAGGUGCAUAAACGGCGGGCGCCGAUCUGGACGUACGUCAAGAGUCGGGGUUUCUAUGCCGGGGUGCAGGUGGAUGGAACUAUUGUCAUCGAGCGCACCGACGAGAACGAGCGCUUCUACGGGCGGAGAGUCCCCGUCGCGGAGAUUCUCGCCGGCCAGGCUCGCUCGUCUUCCCCCUCGGUCCUCAUGUUGCAGGAGACGUUGCGUGCUGCCGAGGGG
Molecule: messenger RNA, 867 nt
Organism: Penicilliopsis zonata CBS 506.65
Lineage: Eukaryota; Fungi; Ascomycota; Eurotiomycetes; Eurotiales; Aspergillaceae
Exons: 1
Molecular function (GO): phosphatidylinositol binding
Source: RefSeq, a predicted model, not a curated record